Molecule: messenger RNA, 3248 nt
Organism: Hermetia illucens (black soldier fly)
Lineage: Eukaryota; Metazoa; Arthropoda; Insecta; Diptera; Stratiomyidae
Product: galactosylgalactosylxylosylprotein 3-beta-glucuronosyltransferase S
Exons: 5
Coding region: 595-1749 (384 amino acids)
Biological process (GO): chondroitin sulfate proteoglycan biosynthetic process; carbohydrate metabolic process
Cellular component (GO): Golgi membrane
Molecular function (GO): galactosylgalactosylxylosylprotein 3-beta-glucuronosyltransferase activity
Source: RefSeq, a predicted model, not a curated record
UCAAACGGAGACCGUUCGCGGACCGAGGUGGACGUCAAGCGGCACGCAGUGGAAGUGUCUGUCGGAGUGCCUCGCGGAUGGUGGCUAUCAAAUCACGUCGACUAAAAGUCUAGUUGCGAAUCACAUUGUCGCCUUUAUGUAAUUCUAAGCCGAGACCCGGAAAUUUGACUCCGUGAGGAUUGAAUCGAUAGUGGCAUUAACAGGGCCUUCAAGUGAAUGUUUUUUGUAUAAUUGACAAUAUUGUGCAAUUGUGUCGGAAGAGAGAGCAACGUUUUUGCUCGGCCAGAGGAUGCCGGCCGACUUUCGCUUAGUGGAGCAGUAAAAGUGCAAACGCGGUUAGCUAUUGAACCGGUCAAGUUUGGAUUCAGUCUAUAGGGAAGUGGCGUGUGUGCUUCAGUGCGCUAGCAACUAUGUGAUUUUCGGUCGGGUGCUAUCAUUAGGUUCCUGUGUGACCGCUGAUCGGAAUCUUGGCCGGGACGGGCUCGCUCUGACCAAACCUCGCCGUAGUCGGUUCCGUCGUAAAAGGAGGAACCUGACAGCGCAUCGCACUUCUUGUACGGCGCCGUUGCCGCCGUUACCACCGAACAUCGGAACAUGACCAAAUUGUUAUCCUGCAAGCGAAUCGGAACUCGUUAUAUAAUGCGGAACUACUUCCUUGGAGCGAGGAACACCUGGACGCUGGGCCUCCUAAUCAGUUUAGCCGUGCUUUGUAUAUUUUGGAUAUCGACAGGUAAUUCGGUGAUUGGCGGCGUAUCCAAGUCGAACGAUGAUGGAGCUGGAGCCUCACAUAACGUCAUGCACAUGCUAAAUGAAGUACAACGCAUCAACGAUACCAUGUUUGUCUGCAGUGAGAGUUUCGAAGAUACGCGAGCUUAUAUUCAGAACCGUCCGAAAGAUGACUACAACGAUCUUCCAAUAAUUUACUUUGUGACUCCAACAUAUCCUCGAAGAGAACAGAUUCCGGAGCUUAUAAGACUUGGACAAACAUUGAUGCAUGUGCCUCAAAUUCACUGGAUUGUAGCAGACGACUAUGAUGGCUGUAAUAAUUUUCUAGACGUAAAUAGAUUUGGUAUACCAUACACUCAUAUCGCUAGUCCUAUGCCUGACGCAUAUCGUUCCAUAUCACCAAGCCCACGCGGUGUUGCAAAUCGCCGAGCAGCUUUGAAUUGGUUACGACAGAAUAAUAAAAAGACAGGAAUCCUAUAUUUCGGAGACGAUGAUAACACUUUUGAUUUAAGACUUUUCAACGAAAUCCGAGACACGAAGAAAGUGUCCAUGUUCCCUGUGGGUCUCAUUGGAUUGUAUGCAGUGAGCAGUCCUGUUGUUAAGAACGGCAAAGUUAUUGGAUUCUUCGAUUCAUGGCCUGCAAAGCGGAAAUGGCCUGUAGAUAUGGCGGGCUUUGCUGUGAAUCUAGAAUAUCUCUCACAACAUCCAAAUGCAACGAUGCCUUAUAGAGCCGGCUAUGAAGAAGACGCCUUUUUGCGGAGCAUUUCGCUACGAAUGAAUGAAAUUGAAACGAAAGCGAAUAACUGUACGGAAAUAUUAGUGUGGCACACGCAAACACAGAAGUCGAAAGCUCCAAUGGUUCGUAUAGAUUCACAAUACUUGGAGUCAGAAAAGUCGAAUUUGGGUGCUUUAUUCCGAGAACUAGAGUCGAUGGGUGUAAGUCAUCAGUCCGACUCAGCAGGAAUCAAGGCUCAAAUAAGUAAAGACGGGAAAUCUAAACCAUUUACAUUUUUCUUCCGGUGAGGACUUUUUCUCAGUAUAGAAGACUUACUGGAAUAUUCGAUGCUUUUUAAAAAAGUCACAUUGAUCGUAGAUUAUCAAGAAUCCAUUUACUAAAGAAGGUAGUUUAUAAAUACAAUUAGCGUAUGGAUUAGAAACAAAUUAAAACGUAAUGUUCUCAUGACAUAUUAUUUGAUUGGGGAGGCUUCUAUAAAACCAGCUUUUCAAGUUUGCUGCAUACUACAGCCUAGAUAUUAUCGGCGUGCUGUUUACCAGCCGUUAACUUUAUACUGGAAUAUGACAAAAACCAUAAUUAGAUACGUACCAGGCAUUUAAUGCCUGACCUAAGAACCUACGAUUUGUUACUUUGAUUUAUAACUUUUAGUGCAUCUCACUGACCCCGACUGUGUUAAUUAUUUAUUUGGAGAAAAAUAUUUAUGUUGAUAUCAAUUGAGUCUUCGUAAAACGAAGACUUGAAUCCUAGUGGUGUGAAUCAACCAGUGGGGAACAGAACGCAAAGAGACAACUCGACAAAUUUACAAUAUUAGACAUAGUAAAUUUUUCUUUUGUAAUAUUAAGAAAAUUGUAUGAAAACAAUGAAAGCAUAUCGAAGUGAUGCAAUAGCAUGUUGCCUGUUUUUGUAAUUGAUCAUUUGUGCGGAUACAGCUUAGGAAAUGUAUCGGUUUCCUAUUACUGGUCCCUUUGAAACCAGCGAUCAAAGUAAAAUAUGAAUUUGAUGUGUUCAAAAAUUGUGGAAUGCAACGUACUUUUAAAGUUAGACUUAAGUACGUGAGCAUUCAUCGAAAGUAUGACCUAUUAAGUUUUCGACAUUCGAACUAAACGGAAAUUUAUACGCGCCUAUCUACUAGGAAUUGUAAGUUAUGCUGAAUAUAUAAUUUUCUCUGAUCUGAAACCAUAUUGUAGAUAUAAUUAGGAUGCGUAGCUGAUAAUUUUAUGUUUGAAAUGGUUGAAUUAGCAAUUUCAAUUAAUACUGUGAUAUUAAAUUUUGUAGAAUUGUGUAAGUGAUUAAAAGAACGGAAACCGCAGCAAGUCUGUCGUGUUGCUGAAACCAAUCAAUUAAAGAGAAACAGAUGAACGAAAGGACAAACCUUUUAAAGACAGCUUAAAGAUUUGCUUUUUGCGACAUUCAAAAUCGAUUAUGUAUUUAGGUUGUGAUUUGGUUAUCGACUUAUGGCUUUAAUAGAAAAUAAGUGAGCCUUUCUGUGUUCUCUUCACCAUUGAAACAGAAUGAUGCAGAGUGCGUGAUUUCGUUUCGAAGUUUGUUAUUUACUGCUUACUUCAUUUGGUUUCUCUUUCAUUCGGUAUUCGCUUCAACUAUGAUAUCACUGUGCGGAUAGUAAAAGCGAAUAAAAACAACUUUUUUAUAUCUAGAAUCGAAUUAGUGAGAAUAAAUUACUGAUUGGAGAAUUUCUAUAUGAAAAUGCUAAAUCGGAAAUCAGAAACAAAUAGAGAUUAUUGUUAUAAUGCUCGAGAAAGUAAAGAAAUAAAGAUGUAACACGUAA